Messenger RNA from Salvia miltiorrhiza (redroot sage), 549 nucleotides. RefSeq lists its product as uncharacterized. The transcript has 2 exons. The record is from RefSeq and is a predicted model, not a curated record. Lineage: Eukaryota; Viridiplantae; Streptophyta; Magnoliopsida; Lamiales; Lamiaceae. Bases 1 to 549 code for a protein of 182 amino acids.
AUGCCUGGAGAAAUGCAAGGGGACGCUGCUGACAGAGAACUAGCUAUCCCAGAGGGGAGCCGUGUUAGGCUUAAUAGUGUUGUCAGGAGGGAACGGGUUGACGAGUCUGACAGUCAAUCCGUCUCCAUUGUGUUUGAGGAAGGGAGACCGAAGAAGAGGACACGGUUGAAGAAGCAAGUGUCACAAUUGAAACAUCAACUUGAGAAUCUGGAGGAAUCGCUGAGGGAGAAAUCCCGGAGGGAAGACAAGGAACAGAGAUCUGAGCGGUCCUACAGAGCAGAGAAGUCUCACCGCUCGGAAAAAUCACGGUAUACCGAAAGAGCAGAAGAAAGGGAGCUGGAGUUUUCCUCUGGCAGGCCAGGGCACCGGGCUCAUAAACGUCAUGACCGGGAUAUGCCAAGGGACAGAAGGGAACAGGGAAGAUAUAAGGAAGACAAGAGGGCUAAGACUUCAAGAUCUACAGACUCGCUUCCUACGUCAGUUUGCGAGUUCGCGGAGGGUAGGAAAGUCAGCCCUUUCGCUGAUGGAUAUCAAGCAGGAUCAAGGUGA